Messenger RNA from Mus pahari (shrew mouse), 8547 nucleotides. RefSeq names its product calcium/calmodulin dependent serine protein kinase (gene Cask). The coding region runs from base 675 to 3473 and encodes 932 amino acids. NCBI's taxonomy places the organism in Eukaryota, Metazoa, Chordata, Mammalia, Rodentia, Muridae. The transcript is spliced from 27 exons. Gene Ontology annotation, cellular component: basolateral plasma membrane; plasma membrane; cell-cell junction. Gene Ontology annotation, molecular function: protein kinase activity; ATP binding; signaling receptor binding. Gene Ontology annotation, biological process: regulation of neurotransmitter secretion; protein phosphorylation. The record is from RefSeq and is a predicted model, not a curated record.
GCUCGGGCUCCGGAGCCUGGCAGUUGCUGAGACGGAGGGGAGGAGCCGAAGGCAGCGGUCGCCGCUCCCGCCCGCACUGAACGCUCAUCCCGCGAAGCCCCCUCCCACACUCGGGAGGGCGGCGGCGGCGGGAGGAGGAGGAGAAGGAGGAGGGAGCGUCUCUGCCGCCGCCUCCUGGUCCCCAGCGCGGAUCAGCCGCCACCACCUCCCUUCGCGACGAUCCUCCCUCCAUGGUGCUGUCGCGGCCCCCCCUGUAGCCCGAGCUGCCCCGCGCCGCGCCUGAGCCGGUCUCGGGCAGAGGGAGCGGUCGCGGCCUCGCGGCCCGCGCGGGCUGACGAGCGGAGAGUGCGGCGCUUCGCGGUCCCCGAGGGUCCGCACGCCCCGGCAGCGCGGUCGCCAGCAACCGCGCGAGGAGCAGCGGGCGGGCGGGCGGCGCCGGGCCCGGGCCGCCCUCGCUCCCACGCCCCGGCCCCGCCGCCCGCGCCGGGGCGGCAGCCGGCAGAGGAAAGGCGCUGCAGUCUCCGGGCCUCGCGGCCCCAGUUGAGCUUCCUCAGCACCGAGGGCUUGCGGGUCCUGAGUGGAGGACACGAGCCCGGAGCCGGGCACUGAGCUCUUGGGCGCCCCCAACCCAGUUUCAGAACCCUCCACGCUGCGGCCGCUGUCCCCUCCGGACCAUGGCCGACGACGACGUGCUGUUCGAGGAUGUGUAUGAACUAUGCGAGGUGAUCGGCAAGGGUCCCUUCAGUGUUGUACGGCGAUGUAUCAACAGAGAAACUGGGCAACAAUUUGCUGUAAAAAUUGUUGAUGUAGCCAAGUUCACAUCAAGUCCAGGGUUAAGUACAGAAGGUAAGAGAUGGAUUUCAAAUCUAAAGCGGGAAGCCAGUAUCUGUCAUAUGCUGAAGCAUCCACACAUUGUAGAGCUGUUGGAGACAUAUAGCUCAGAUGGGAUGCUUUACAUGGUUUUUGAAUUUAUGGAUGGAGCAGAUCUGUGUUUUGAAAUCGUAAAGCGAGCUGAUGCUGGUUUUGUAUACAGUGAAGCUGUAGCCAGCCACUACAUGAGACAGAUACUGGAAGCUCUGCGCUACUGUCAUGACAAUAACAUAAUUCACAGGGACGUGAAGCCCCACUGUGUUCUCCUUGCCUCGAAAGAAAACUCGGCACCUGUUAAGCUUGGAGGCUUUGGGGUAGCCAUUCAGUUAGGAGAAUCUGGACUUGUUGCUGGAGGGCGCGUUGGAACACCUCACUUUAUGGCCCCAGAAGUGGUCAAGAGAGAGCCGUACGGCAAGCCUGUGGAUGUCUGGGGCUGCGGGGUGAUCCUUUUCAUCCUGCUCAGCGGCUGUUUGCCUUUCUAUGGAACCAAGGAAAGAUUGUUUGAAGGCAUUAUUAAAGGAAAAUAUAAGAUGAAUCCAAGGCAGUGGAGCCAUAUCUCUGAAAGUGCCAAAGACCUAGUACGCCGCAUGCUGAUGCUGGAUCCUGCUGAAAGGAUCACUGUUUAUGAAGCUCUGAAUCACCCAUGGCUUAAGGAGCGGGAUCGUUAUGCCUACAAAAUCCAUCUUCCAGAAACAGUAGAACAACUGAGGAAAUUCAAUGCAAGGAGAAAACUAAAGGGUGCAGUACUAGCCGCUGUGUCAAGUCACAAAUUCAAUUCCUUCUAUGGGGACCCUCCUGAAGAGUUGCCAGAUUUCUCCGAAGACCCUACCUCCUCAGGACUUCUAGCAGCAGAAAGAGCCGUCUCUCAGGUACUGGACAGCCUGGAAGAGAUUCACGCACUUACAGACUGCAGUGAAAAGGACCUAGAUUUUCUACACAGUGUUUUCCAGGAUCAACAUCUUCACACACUGCUGGAUCUGUAUGACAAAAUUAACACAAAGUCUUCGCCACAAAUCAGGAAUCCUCCAAGCGAUGCAGUACAGAGAGCCAAAGAGGUAUUGGAAGAAAUUUCAUGUUACCCUGAGAAUAAUGAUGCAAAGGAACUAAAGCGUAUUUUAACACAACCUCAUUUCAUGGCCUUACUUCAGACUCAUGAUGUAGUGGCACAUGAAGUUUACAGUGAUGAAGCAUUAAGGGUCACACCUCCCCCGACUUCCCCCUAUUUAAACGGUGAUUCUCCAGAAAGUGCAAAUGGAGACAUGGACAUGGAAAAUGUGACCAGAGUUCGGCUAGUACAGUUCCAAAAGAACACAGAUGAGCCAAUGGGAAUCACUUUGAAAAUGAAUGAGCUAAAUCAUUGUAUUGUUGCAAGAAUCAUGCAUGGGGGUAUGAUUCACAGGCAAGGUACACUUCAUGUUGGUGAUGAAAUCCGAGAAAUCAAUGGCAUCAGUGUCGCUAACCAAACAGUGGAACAGCUACAGAAAAUGCUUAGGGAAAUGCGAGGGAGUAUUACCUUCAAGAUUGUGCCAAGCUACCGCACUCAGUCUUCGUCCUGUGAGAGAGAUUCCCCCUCCACUUCCAGACAGUCCCCUGCUAAUGGUCAUAGCAGCACUAACAAUUCUGUUUCGGACUUGCCAUCAACCACCCAACCAAAAGGACGACAGAUCUAUGUAAGAGCACAAUUUGAAUAUGAUCCAGCCAAGGAUGACCUCAUCCCCUGCAAAGAAGCUGGCAUCCGGUUCCGAGUUGGUGACAUCAUCCAGAUUAUUAGUAAGGAUGACCACAACUGGUGGCAGGGUAAACUGGAAAACUCCAAAAAUGGAACUGCAGGUCUCAUUCCUUCUCCUGAACUUCAGGAAUGGCGAGUAGCUUGCAUUGCCAUGGAGAAGACCAAACAAGAGCAGCAGGCCAGCUGUACUUGGUUUGGCAAGAAAAAGAAGCAGUACAAAGAUAAAUAUUUGGCAAAGCACAACGCAGUAUUUGAUCAAUUAGAUCUUGUCACAUAUGAAGAAGUAGUCAAACUGCCAGCAUUCAAAAGGAAAACAUUAGUCUUAUUAGGUGCACAUGGUGUUGGGAGAAGACACAUAAAAAACACCCUCAUCACAAAGCACCCGGACCGGUUUGCGUACCCUAUUCCACAUACAACCAGACCUCCAAAGAAAGAUGAAGAAAAUGGCAAGAAUUAUUACUUUGUAUCUCAUGACCAAAUGAUGCAAGACAUCUCAAAUAAUGAAUACUUGGAGUAUGGCAGCCAUGAAGAUGCAAUGUACGGGACAAAACUGGAGACCAUUCGGAAAAUCCAUGAGCAGGGGCUGAUUGCGAUUCUGGACGUGGAGCCUCAGGCACUGAAGGUCCUGAGGACUGCAGAGUUUGCUCCUUUUGUUGUCUUCAUUGCAGCUCCAACUAUCACUCCAGGUUUAAAUGAGGAUGAAUCUCUUCAGCGCCUGCAGAAGGAGUCUGAUGUCUUGCAGAGAACAUACGCACACUACUUCGAUCUCACAAUUAUCAACAACGAAAUUGAUGAGACAAUCAGACAUCUGGAGGAAGCCGUCGAGCUUGUGUGCACAGCCCCACAGUGGGUCCCAGUCUCCUGGGUCUAUUAGGUUUCUCCUUGGCUAUCUGAGUAUAAAACUGGGAGCCACCUCCUACGUGGAAAAAGCCUCUUUGUUAUCGGCCUUGUGUCAGCAGGUCGUGGUCCCUAGAGACUACCUAGUUGUAGUGUGACCUACAUUUAUAAUUAUUGUCAUGUCCGAAUAGAUAGGAGGAGAAAAUCAAUUACACACUAAUUUAAAGAGACAGUAUCUUUUUUAAUCAGUUCUCCUAAACUUUAAUAAAAUGUAUCUUUAAAUGUAUGUAUUAUUCAAUCCUUUGGAAUGUUAUAUUUUUGGAAAUCAUAGCUUUUUAUUUCCAAGGCCCCUAAAAACUGCACAAAAUAGAUGCUGCUUUCUAUAAUCUAUUUUAAUAAUAAUAAACAAUGAUUCUGUUACCUUGACUGGGGGUGGAACACUACAUUCUUUUUAGAGUCUGAUUUUAUGGAUUGGAAUACCUUUCUUUCCUUUAUUUAUUUGAAAUGAUUAGUCUAGUGAUUACAAAACAGUCAUAAAUUUUUAAAGGCCUUUUUUCUCUCUCUUUUUUUGAAGUCCUUUAUGUAACAUCCAGAUACUGUGAUACUGUCUCUUUGAAGCACCCUGUAAACCUUUUAGAGAUUUGAAGUUGGGUCUUGACUCUUAAUGCAUGUGGACAGUCGCGAGCGUUUAUGCUGUCGGUGUGUCUGUGUUGGACAAAACAAUCUGUAAUUACAGCAAAGUACAUUCCGUUCACGGGGCACACCCAGGGGAGUAAGAAUAAAUUGCUAUUAUGACUAAGUUGUAAACCUAUGCACAUCCCUUGCAUUUCGGGCAACUUUAUAAAACAGAAAAAAAACUGAUUUUUAUUAAUAAUAAUCAUGUAGUGAAAUGUGUUUGUAAUUUUGUCUCAAUUUAAUUUGUUGUAAGGUGGGAGGGGGUAUUGCUGGUUUCGCCAUUUCAGAUCUGUGUUGUCUAAGAGUAUUAACGUUUUAAUUAAGCAAAGAAAUGCGGAUUUUUAAUCUGUAUGUAAUUGUUUUAAGCACCCAUUUAAAGAGAAUAUACUGUGCAAUGAAGAAACCAGUUUAGGCAUUUGCUACAAACUGAAUUAUUCCAAAAGAAUAAUCUAUAACAGCCCUGUAAAUUCCUUUAAAAUGAUAACUAACAGGACAGUCUGUCCAUUUUUUUAAAUAUACUUCAUUGUAUGUGUUCAAUAAUUAAAUGCCUUUGGGUCCUUCAUUUCAUUAUAGAUUUGUUCAGGUCCAAGCUGGUAAUCUUUUAAGUUCUAAAAUUUGUUAGAUGCUCACUGACCCAUCAAAGGUCCAGGAAUAAGUCUCAGUUGGUAGGGCAACAAAGCAGCCUGCCAGGGCACAGCUUGGACCACAUCUGACUCACAAGGCCACCUGUGGUCUCUCCUUCCUCUUGCUCUAUCCCUUGGCACAGGGGAGUCACCUGUCCUUGUUGCUUUAGAAACAUUCACCAUCUCAUCCCCCACCAUGCUGUCAGAAUCACUAGAGGAGGUCCAGGCUGGGGUUCUCAGACUCUGCCAGAGGUCACUAGAGUGUUUCCCCUUCAUGGAUGGGAGAACAGGGCACUGACAUGACUCUGGUCCUUGGAAACAUGCCAUCGUUUUCAUUUCUUGAGGGUUAGCUGGCCUCCAUCACUUUGUGCCUUGGCAGAAUGAGUUCUGGCCUGAACAGCUCCUCUUAGGCACUGAACAGAGAAGGCAUUUUUGUGUUCAUCCUCCUCUCCUGUUUUCAGCAUCCCACCCUUCCCAGCUAUUAUUACACGAUACCAUCUGGUUUCUGUUUGUAGACCAUUCUUUGUCAGUGCCCAGAUGGUCACAACUUACCAACAAGAUACUGUGAGAAUAACUUGUGUCCGGUCCCGCAAGUGAGGGAGACCUAACUGCACACCAGAGACAGGCUCAACGGUGAACUCUUGCUAGGUGGAGAGAGAAAACUUCAGGAGUUGCUUAGGGCUGUGUAGUGCUGACCUCGAUCCUAAUCAGUGCCCAGGCCAGACAUCAUUACUGCAGUAGUACUGACCAUAAGCCACCCUUUUCAGUGGCUCAGUACCUGCUCUACCUCUUCCAGUAAAGCACAACUAAGGUGUGGGAAAAAAGAACCAUUCCUCCCUCUGAGAAUCCCUUAUACUCCCACUUGCUCUUGAGAGCAGAUCUCCAGAAAUGCUGGCAAGGCCUGUCUGUGACCAUCUACCACAUCCCCACAGAUAGAAUGAGCAUAGGAAAGUGAAGCCAGCUUAAGUUCAGGUGAGCACAGACUGAAAGAAGGACUCCAGGACUCGGGGAUAUGGGGACCUUCUCUCCUCACUGGCCUUCUGGAGUCCGAGAGAAGAGCACUGGCGGCAUGCUUCCUGCCCUUAUACAGGUGGUGAACCCCUGCACCUAGAACACAGCGUCUGCCCCAGCAGCUCACCUGCUCUUUCCCACUAAUACACAGCUCUAAAGAGUGUGCUUAUGACGUAGAGGGAAAACCAUCUCUGAAGUCAGAGUGCCACCAGUACAGUCGUACCCCAGGCAAUCAGAGGAAGUUGCUCAAAGCUUCUUGACUGCUUCCAUUUCAUCGGCCGAAACACACACACACACACACACACACACACACACACACACACAAUAUUAGAGCAAAUUACCAGAGAUUGCUAAAUCAGUAGUCAGAUGAAAUGUUGGAAAGCCAGAGUGCAGGUCCUUUCUGCCACCCCAGCCCUACUCCCCACAACAGGAGAGGGAAUGUUUGGAUCUCCUAAGUUCCUUGUUUAAAAGAUGAAGUGAGCUGAUUUUCUAAUCAUAAAGCAGUAAUUACUUCUCACAUGCAGCGUAUUCCUAUCUGAACACUGAAAAGAAAUGUGUCCCUCAGUUGAAUCCAUCUGGAAGUUUCCCAAUGUCGAGAUAACAUUGGAACUACUUUAGAAGCACCCCAUCAGGUGAGAUGGCUUAAAAUAUCGGCUCAGAAAGGCAAAAAAAAGGAGUUGACCUACUUCUUGCUAUCUGCAUUGAGAAGGCAGAGUCUCAGGCUAUUGGUAGCAGAAUAGAUAAAGCUGCAGAGUUCCCCAGCAAAGGAAGAGUGGCAGGAAGCAGUCCCUUCCCUGUAUCUAAGGCCUGGGGCAGGCAGGCAGGCAGGCCAAGCAUUCCUUUGAAGCUCCUGUUGUCUUUUCAAGCUUUUCAUCUCAGAGUUCUGUUUUCCAGUUUGGGGUCUCUUCAUUAAGGUUACCAGGUUUUUUUGUAUUUUUUUCAAAAAGUUCAAUCAACUGAACCACCCUCCAGGAAAUGGGGAGCUACCCAGAAUGGAAACUGCCCCUUAAGGGUGAGGCACCCCAAAGCAUUCUCUUGUCUCCCCCUGGUGGGAUGUUCCUUUAGCAUCUCAGGUCAGUUUCUUACACGGGGGGAAAAUAAGCUUAGCUUGUCACAAAUGCUAUUGAGAAAAUGGUUUGAUUAGUGAAUUCUUAAUACAAAUGUCUCCUUGGAAAGAAUAGAGGGCACACUGCUAAGCAUUCCAAAAAUCAAGCCCCCAGCAUCCCUCAUCACUUCUUGUUUCAGGUCAGCAUUCUGGUGGGUAGAUAGUGGUGGCUGGUUGUCAGAACUGAGCACAGCCUGCUCCGCCUUUUCUCUUCACAAGGACUGUUGCUGCUGAGACACACUGAAUACAUCUUUCUUGAUGCCUUGUUUCUUCCUAUGGCUUGCAGAAGGGCUGCAUGUUCUACUCAUCGCUGUUUUUAUUGGGGGGGCACUUGUCCUUUUUUGGUCCCUUUAGAAAUAGGGUCUCCCUCUCUGUGUGGUACCACUGGCUACGGAACCGUACUUGGGAGGCCUCCUUUGUAAUCGGCUAUGCCUGGGCACUGCACACGUCCAUUUGCCUUAAACUUGUGGGAAGUCUCCGGUUGCCCAGCUUACAGAGUGGAGUUCAGCUCCCACAUCCAUCCGGAAGUAGGGGGAAAGAGGAAGCUGAGUCCAGCCUUCCUAUCUGCACUUCCUGUUGGUGCCUUCAGGCCACAGCAGCAGCAGCAGCAGCAGCAGCAGCAGCUAUAGGGAAAGAACAGUACCGUCUCUAGGACAGGCAUCCGCAAGGCUUAGCUGUUAGAGGGAUGGGAGAGAACAUCCUGACUUCCCACUGUCUGUCACCUGACCCUCCAUUAACUCCCUUGAAUGAACCUGUGCAAAUGGACCAAGCAAAAGACAAUGGAAGGAGAUGUUUGCAGCCACAUGGGAGACCACAUUGCUGGCCCCAAGCACAAUUCCAGCUCUGUAUGUGCAAAAACUUGGCACUUGGCUACUGCUUAGAGUACAAUCCGUUCUUUAUAGCAUGUGACUGAGUUAGGUCCAGGGAAGAUAAGUCUUUUGGACCAGGAGAGAAUCUCAACAGAGGGAUUUGUGCUUGGGAAUAGAAGUAGGCAUUCCUCCACAGAGAGUGGCAUUGCCUUUAUUUUUCAUUUGGCAGAGACCAAGAAUUGGGGGGUAGGGGUUGAUUUCCAGUCUUUGAUGUCGCCUGGGAUGUCCUCUGCAGGCAGGUGGUGCUGAGACCACAGCAUCGUGUUCCAGUGCAGUGUAGGUGCGUUGCCAUUCAGACUCAGUUCUGGGGUGGUUUUGCAUAAAGCUUUGCCAAUGUGUUCUUUCUUUCUGUAUGUAUUAUUGCCUUUUUAUAAAAGGUUUUGAAGUAUUGUCUCAGUGAUAAAAAGAGAGAGAUGUUAAUGGUUGUUGUAUAUUUCACCGUAUCCGAUUGUAAGUAUUCGCAGGGUACAGCAAAGCCUUAGCUUGCAAGAGGAGCUGAAGGGGUUGGAAAGGUUCGGAUUCUUUGUAAAUGUCCUGCUUUUCUUUCUCUCUGUGUGUAUCUAUUUACAUGCCUUAGCACACGCCCUCCCAUCCCAACCCCUUUGCCCUGUCACCUGAACAACCACAAGGCUGGUGGCACUGCCAGCACAGUACAAGUCGAAACCCUAAUCAGUUAUCUCGUGUGACACGGGAAGAAGAGAAACUGCAUAGUAUUCUUUGUAGAAUAUACAUACCUGUAGGAUGCUGUGUAAUGGGAAACCAUAGACUUGGGCUUUUGUCAUUUCAAAGUUGGAGAAAUGUAUGAAUAAAAUGUAUAAAACCUGAAAA